CGUCCUUUCUAACUGGAAUGACAACCACCUUGCUACUAGCAUAGCAGUCGGAUCCAGAUAAAGAACUGGGAAACAGUGGCCACACGAUCACAAACAAGGGGAGGUGACCAAUAAGGGAAACAAAGGAGAUUAUUUUGUAACGCUUCGGAGCACUUGAUCCUCAUUUUGCACCCCGUUACAGGCAGACCAAGCUCAGAAGCUGGACAGUGCGCUGCGCCUGGUCGCCCCUGGUUACCCUCCACCAUGCCUUUCCCCUUCGGCAAGUCCCACAAGUCGCCUGCGGACAUCGUGAAGAACCUGAAGGACAGCAUGGCGGUGCUGGAGAAGCACGACAUCUCGGACAAGAAAGCCGAGAAGGCCACGGAGGAGGUGUCCAAGAGCCUGGUGGCCAUGAAGGAGAUCCUAUACGGCACCAAUGAGAAGGAGCCCCAGACAGAGGCGGUGGCCCAGCUGGCCCAGGAGCUGUACAACAGCGGGCUGCUCAGCACCCUCAUCGCUGACCUGCAGCUCAUCGACUUUGAGGGUAAGAAGGACGUGGCUCAGAUCUUCAACAACAUCCUGAGGCGCCAGAUCGGCACUCGGACGCCCACCGUGGAGUACCUCUGCACCCAGCAGAACAUCCUCUUCAUGCUGCUCAAGGGGUACGAGUCCCCGGAGAUCGCCCUGAACUGCGGCAUCAUGCUGAGGGAGUGCGUGCGGCACGAGCCGCUGGCCAAGAUCACACUGUGGUCGGAGCAGUUCUACGACUUCUUCAGAUAUGUGGAGAUGUCCACGUUCGACAUCGCCUCAGACGCAUUCGCCACUUUCAAAGACCUACUCACGAGACACAAGCUACUAAGCGCCGAGUUCCUGGAGCAACAUUACGACAAGUUUUUCAGCGAAUACGAGAAGUUGCUCCACUCUGAAAACUAUGUGACCAAAAGGCAAUCUCUCAAGCUACUUGGGGAGCUGCUUCUCGACCGGCACAACUUCACCAUCAUGACGAAAUACAUCAGCAAGCCGGAGAACCUCAAGCUCAUGAUGAACCUCCUGCGAGACAAGAGCCGCAACAUCCAGUUCGAAGCCUUCCACGUCUUCAAGGUGUUUGUGGCCAACCCAAACAAGACGCAGCCCAUCCUUGACAUCCUGCUGAAGAACCAGACCAAGCUCAUCGAGUUCCUCAGCAAGUUCCAGAACGACCGGACGGAGGACGAACAGUUCAACGACGAGAAGACCUACCUGGUCAAACAGAUCCGGGACCUGAAGCGGCCCGUCCCCCAGGAGGCCUGAGGGGAGCCUGGGGGGUGGGCGGCUGAGAUAGUUGAAGGGAGAUGGGAGGAGGGAGGGAGGGAGGGUGUGCGCGUUGUCAUGGGGAAUGCAGCAGGGAAGAGCCUCCAUGGAGGCCGAAUGGACCCGUCAGCCGACACCGCCCCUCCGGUUGUUUCUCGGGAAAUACAUUUAAGGAAGCAAAAGCAAAAGAAAACCAGCGCACCCAUCACGUGACAUCGGGAAAGCUCUUCUGCCUCUCAAGGGACAUUGAAAAUUUUUGUUUCCUUCUAUCUUUUGCUAUUUUUAUUUUCAAAUUUUCUUCCUUCCUUCAUUCAAAAAAAAAAAGAGAAAUAAUAGUUGCUGCUGCUUCCUUGCACAUUGAGACAUGUUUAAAGUAUUCCCUGUUUACUAAUGACACACACACACACACACACACACACACACACACACACACACACACACACACACACACACACACACACACAAAUCACUUAUGCACAUAGUACAUGAAAAAGGACUUUGAAGCUUGUGAUGGGGUGGGGGGAAGGUUCUAGCACGCUGAACAUUGGGCUGGCUGAUGCAUGCCGUCUGGAUAUGUGACAGAUCCAUGGCUGGGCACCUGCCGCUCGGGAGACGUCCUCCGUGCACGCCCACCGGACCCGGCUCCUACCCUAGGUCCAGUGCCACAGGCUGAGGGGGAGGGGAGAGAGAAAAAAAAAGUGCACGCGCUCUGUACGCCUUCAUUCAUUUAAGCGGCAGGUCUUUUUGUAUGGUAUUAUAAAUUGAUUUGGGACGAGGACGUGAGCUCAGAACACAUCUGGCGGCAGGACCACUGACGUCCCGCCGUGCGCUCGGUUACAUUACAGCACUUCGAGCUCGCGGCGGCGUGGGGUCCAGGGUCAAUUUGUACAUAGGCCUUUUUUUUUUGCUUUGUAGAUUUCCUUUUUGUUUAACCUUGACAUAUGAAUAUAUAUUAUAUAUAUAUCACCUUAACCAUCGUGUUUUUGGUUCUUUGUAAUCAAAUUACUUUUUAAAAACUUAAAGGAGGCCACAAAGAAAGUCGAAUGACAUGUUUUUUUGUUCAUUCAUUUUUUGUUUUGAUUUUACUGCUGGUUGGGUUGCUAGCGUGUGUCUUUGUACAUAACCUCAAGGUCCACAUUUAGCCAAACUAAAGGACACGAAUCAUUUGCGGAAUCAUACAGCGGAGGAAUGUCGUGGUUUUAGCUCUAAUUUUGUUAAUCCUCAUUGAUUUCUCAACUUUCUCCUUUGAGCGUCCUUCCCAGAGCACUGCAACGGGGGGGCGUGAGGAAAGGCUGGGCCAUCGAGGGGAGAGGAGGGCAGGGGCCACAGGAGAGCGCUCACUGACACAUUAAGCCUGUCGGUGUUCUGUGUACUUUGGAGACGGCGCGUGUCGAUUGGUCGACAUAAAUCAGGAAGGGGAGGGCGAGGGGGUUUCCAUUCGCCAGUACUUUAACAUCAGUCCAACUUGAUCCCCUCGGUUUAUUUUCACUUUCAGGCUUUUUUUGCGGGUUUAUAAUUCCAGUACAAAUGCGAGUGUAAAGCAUUGUGGGAAGCACUGGACUACGGGCAUGUUGAACUGUAGAGUAUAGCAAAACAUGGUGUCAAGCUGGGCGUUGGGUUUGCAGUGAGUGAUCUUGGCAUAGUCUAAAGUCUAAUCAGAUUGUUGUAUUUGAGCUGAGGACUGGAGCAUACUUGCACAUCUCCACUUCUAUUCAGGCAAAUUCUCUACCAUCUUAUUGUUAAGAACAAACCGCAGCACUCAGAUUUUUGCCCAUACCUCCAUGCACAUCGAUUUGAUCUUCCGUGAUCUUGCAUGACCCUCCAUUGGCUGUGCAUGAUGCUGUACAAAAAAUGUUGUACUGGAAUUGUGUUUUGCCCCAAAUAUUGAACAACAAAUGAAAUGUUGAAUGAAACGCUUAAGUAUGGCUGUGCGCUGGAUUUUACUCCAAUUUCAGCAUAGAGUGUGGGUUGCUUUCUCAACUGUCAAAAGGCAUGGGCCCUACAAUCCAAACAAUUGAAAUAAAAACAUUUGGAAUAAAAUAUGGAA
Messenger RNA from Gadus morhua (Atlantic cod), 3316 nucleotides. It is a transcript of the gene cab39, whose product is annotated as calcium binding protein 39. The transcript has 9 exons. Gene Ontology annotation, molecular function: protein serine/threonine kinase activator activity. The coding region runs from base 244 to 1269 and encodes 341 amino acids. The record is from RefSeq and is a predicted model, not a curated record. Gene Ontology annotation, biological process: intracellular signal transduction. NCBI's taxonomy places the organism in Eukaryota, Metazoa, Chordata, Actinopteri, Gadiformes, Gadidae.